Salmo salar (Atlantic salmon) is the source of this 1368-nucleotide messenger RNA. Lineage: Eukaryota; Metazoa; Chordata; Actinopteri; Salmoniformes; Salmonidae. The record is from RefSeq and is a predicted model, not a curated record.
AUGGCUAAGUGUCAGGCUGCCACAAAGAUACAAGGAGAGGAAACAUUGGAGAGUAUAGCGGGAGGAGGAUGGGGCGAGGGGAAUCGUUACGCAGCAAAGAGACAAGGAGAGGAAACAUUGGAGAGUAUAGCGGGAGGAGGAUGGGGCGAGGGGAAUCGUUACGCAGCAAAGAGACAAGGAGAGGAAACAUUGGAGAGUAUAGCAGGAGGAGGAUGGGGCGAGGGGAAUCGUUACGCAGCAAAGAGACAAGGAGAGGAAACAUUGGAGAGUAUAGCAGGAGGAGGAUGGGGCGAGGGGAAUCGUUACGCAGCAAAGAGACAAGGAGAGGAAACAUUGGAGAGUAUAGCGGGAGGAGGAUGGGGCGAGGGGAAUCGUUACGCAGCAAAGAGACAAGGAGAGGAAACAUUGGAGAGUAUAGCAGGAGGAGGAUGGGGCGAGGGGAAUCGUUACGCAGCAAAGAGACAAGGAGAGGAAACAUUGGAGAGUAUAGCAGGAGGAGGAUGGGGCGAGGGGAAUCGUUACGCAGCAAAGAGACAAGGAGAGGAAACAUUGGAGAGUAUAGCGGGAGGAGGAUGGGGCGAGGGGAAUCGUUACGCAGCAAAGAGACAAGGAGAGGAAACAUUGGAGAGUAUAGCAGGAGGAGGAUGGGGCGAGGGGAAUCGUUACGCAGCAAAGAGACAAGGAGAGGAAACAUUGGAGAGUAUAGCGGGAGGAGGAUGGGGCGAGGGGAAUCGUUACGCAGCAAAGAGACAAGGAGAGGAAACAUUGGAGAGUAUAGCGGGAGGAGGAUGGGGCGAGGGGAAUCGUUACGCAGCAAAGAGACAAGGAGAGGAAACAUUGGAGAGUAUAGCGGGAGGAGGAUGGGGCGAGGGGAAUCGUUACGCAGCAAAGAGACAAGGAGAGGAAACAUUGGAGAGUAUAGCAGGAGGAGGAUGGGGCGAGGGGAAUCGUUACGCAGCAAAGAGACAAGGAGAGGAAACAUUGGAGAGUAUAGCAGGAGGAGGAUGGGGCGAGGGGAAUCGUUACGCAGCAAAGAGACAAGGAGAGGAAACAUUGGAGAGUAUAGCGGGAGGAGGAUGGGGCGAGGGGAAUCGUUACGCAGCAAAGAGACAAGGAGAGGAAACAUUGGAGAGUAUAGCGGGAGGAGGAUGGGGCGAGGGGAAUCGUUACGCAGCAAAGAGACAAGGAGAGGAAACAUUGGAGAGUAUAGCGGGAGGAGGAUGGGGCGAGGGGAAUCGUUACGCAGCAAAGAGACAAGGAGAGGAAACAUUGGAGAGUAUAGCGGGAGGAGGAUGGGGCGAGGGGAAUCAUUACGCAGCAAAGAUACAGUUCCUGAAUGGUCGAGAGCGGGAGGUCUUUGGAUUUUAG